GCUAGGCUCGAGGAGCUACUCAACAAGGCAAACAGCAGCUCUCUGCGAAAACCACUUUUACCCAUCCGCAUCCAACAUCCACCGGGGCCAACGGACGGCGUUAAAACCUGUCAGAUUUCUCCUACAUAAAUGUUCCUAUGGAUUACUAAUCCACUUUCGUCGAAGAGCAGAAGUGUUUGUCAACUUGACAGCAUAGCGUCGGAUUCGUUACACUGGUCACCAAGAGGACUCAUAGAGAGAUGAAGACUCUGGAGGAGCCCCCCUACCUGACAGUAGGGACGGAUGUGAGCGCCAAGUACCGAGGGGCUUUCUGCGAAGCCAAGAUUAAGACUGCCAAGAGGCUAGUCAAGGCCAAGGUGACCUUUAAACCAGAUCUGUCCACGGCCGAGGUUCACGAUGAAAACAUCAAAGGACCUCUGAAGGUGGGUGCUGUCGUGGAGGUGAAGAAUCAGGACGGUGUUUACCAGGAAGCCACAAUCAAUAAGCUCACCGACGCCAGUAUAUAUACUGUUGUGUUUGACGACGGCGACGAGAAGACCCUGAGGCGUUCCUCUCUCUGCCUGAAAGGAGCGCGUCACUUCGCGGAGAGCGAGACGCUCGACAGACUCCCCCUCACCAACCCCGAGCACUUCGGCACGCCCGUCAUCGGCAAGAAGGGCAACCGCGGCCGACGAUCGAACCCCAUUCAAGAGGAGGAGCUGUCUUCAUCCUCCAGUGAAGAAGAGGAGAGCGAUCAGCGCCAGAAUGAAGACUUGUUUGGCAAGGUGGUGUGCGUGGAGGGGGUUGCCACCGGGGACAAGAAGAAGACGACGUGGUAUCCCGCCCUGGUCAUCUCCCCGGACUGCCACGAGGACAUGACCGUGAAGAAGGACAACAUCUUCGUCCGCUCCUUCAAGGAUGGAAAAUUUUACAUGGUGCUGCGGAAGGAUGUCCGGGAGAUAAACAGCGAUAGUCCUCCGAAAGCUGACGCCGCGCUCAAACCAGCGCUGGAUGCGGCCUUGGAGUUCCAGCAGCGGCAGGUCGUCCCCUGCACCUGGAAGACGGAAGUGAAAGAGGAAAGCUCGAGCAGCGAGGAGGACGACGAGGAUGAGGAGGAGGACCAGGAAGAGGGCGCAAGCGGGGAAGAGGAGGAGGAGGAGGUGGAGCUGUUCCCAGACGAGAGGGAGAGCUUUCUCCAGCAGCUGUACAAGUUCAUGGAAGACAGAGGAACUCCCAUCAACAAGCGGCCCGUUCUGGGCUACAGGAACCUGAACCUGUUUAAGCUCUACAGGCUGGUGCACAAACUGGGCGGCUUUGACAACAUCGAAAGCGGCGCCGUUUGGAAGCAAGUGUAUCAGGAUCUGGGAAUCCCUGUGCUCAACUCAGCCGCCGGCUACAAUGUCAAAUGUGCUUACCGCAAGUACCUUUAUGGAUUCGAGGAAUACUGCACCUCCACUGCCAUCACGUUUCGGAUGGACCUCCCUCUGAAGCAGGGUCCCAAGGUUGAAGUGAGGACCGAAGAGGAGCCCAGAGCAGCAGCUACCAAGUCAUCCAGCUUAGAGGAACAGAAAACCCGACUGGACGGGGAAACUUGCAGCGUGCAGUCUGUAGUCUGCAAGGACGAGAAGCCCGACCUGGCUCGGAGCAAAGGCGAGCCCGAACCGUCGAAGCCAGAGAGGAAGGACGGCGGGGCCGAGGACGAGAAGGAGGGUCCUCACAAGGACGCGGAGGAGGGCUCGUCCACGGCCCGCCUCGGAGCCGACGGCCUGAAGCGGGAGCUCGACGACGAGCAGGAGAGCAAGGACAACUCUGGGGAUGACAGCAGUCAGGAGGGGGAGGAAGGGGAGGAGUUUGAGUGUUACCCCCCGGGGAUGAAGGUGCAGGUGAGGUAUGGGCGAGGCCGCAAUCUGAAGACGUACGAGGCCACUGUGAAAGAGGCAGACGUGGAGGGGGGAGAGGUGCUCUACCUGGUGCACUACUGUGGCUGGAACGUCAGGUAUGAUGAAUGGGUCAAAGCUGACAAGAUUGUGCGGCCCGCCAAUAAGAACGUACCAAAAAUAAAGCACCGCAAAAAAAUAAAGAACAAAGCGGAGAGGGAGCGAGACAGGUUGGAGAGGCUCAAUGACAGGGAGGCCCGCGGCCCUUCGCCCAACGCCAACCGAGUCCCGCGCUCCAAAUGCGGCCUGAGUCAGGAUGUCUUUUCCAAGAUGGACGAGGGUGAGGACAAAGGGACUCAGCAGUCUCCCGUCAAGUCUAUAGAAAUUACCUCUAUCCUCAAUGGCCUGCAAGCGUCUGAGAUGUCCACGGACGAAAGCGAGCACGAGCGUGAGGACGAGGAAGGAGAGCACAACGACGAAGAUCGGCCGGGUUGUCGCGGCAACCUCCGAAAAGGCCCGCCGGAGCUGCCGCAGACAGCAGAGCAGCGCUGGGACAGCGGCGGCGGCGCCCCCGACGGAGCCAAACCUUCGCCGGUCUUGGGGAAAAGCCAGGAUGCCGGCGGCGCCGAGGUCCCCGACGCGGCGAAACGCCGGAGCCAGCCGGAGCUGGAGGGCGAGGCCAGCACCAGGAAGAGGAAGUCUGACGGCGCAGCCGAGAGGACCCCCAGGGGCCAGUCCAAAGCCAAGACCAGGAACACCAGGAGCGCCGACUGGUUACCGGGGGCCUCUCCCAGGAAGCUGGAGGAGAGAGCGGCGGGCCCCGGGGAGGGCCGGGGGGCCUCGUCCAGCAGCAGCUCGGACGACGAGGGCGCGGCGCUGGCCGAGUCCCAGGCGCAGGAGAGCGAGCGAGGCCGCCCCAAAACCAAAGGUUCACCUGCCAAGAAGUACAACGGCAUGAAGGAGAAGAGCAAAGGUGGCAGACAAGCGGGCUUCUGGGAAAUCCCUGAAAAGAGGGCCAAAGUGUCUGGGAACGUGGAGGACCGGGCGGCCGUGCGCCCCAAGGGACAGAAGGACGUGUGGUCCAGCAUCCAGGCUCAGUGGCCCAAGAAGACUCUGAAGGAGCUGUUCUCCGACUCGGACACGGAAGCCGCCAAUUCGCCCCCUCCCCCCGUGCCGUCCUGCCUGGAGGAGCCCGGCGCCGAGCGGGACGGCGGGCCGGAGGACGAGGCGUCGGAGGAGCAGAUGGAGAACGACAAGCUGCAGGAGUUCCCGAGCAGCGGCAGCAACUCCGUGCUCAACACCCCCCCGACGACGCCCGAGUCGCCCUCGGGCGGGGGCAGCGCCGUGGAGGACUCCGGCCAGGCGCCGCCGUCCUCGCCGCCGCCGUCCCUGCUCCCCGCCCUGCCUUCGGAGCCGGUUUCUGACGGUCUCCCUGCGGGCCCCCCCCAGGAGGAGGCGGCGGGCGGACGCAGCGAGACGGACAGCAGCACGGUGGAGGUGGAGAGUCUGGGCGGCGAGCUGCAGGAGCUCCCCCAGGACGAGGGGGCGGGUUCCCCCUCCAAGGUGUUCGACGUCAGCCUCUCCUGCAACAGCAGCAGCAGCUGCAGCCUCGAGCUGAGCAGCGGCAGCCAUCAGGAGAGCGAGCACAAGUCCAAAGCGGCUGCGACUCAGAAGCGGCAGAAAGAAUCACAGACAGGUGGAGCCUCAAAGAAACACAAGCCAAACCGCAAGAGCCCAGGUGUGCCUCCCAAAAAGAAUAGGAAAACAGCCAACAGCAGUGACAGCGAGGACCAGUCUGUUGUUGAGGGCACUGCCAAACCCACUGCCUCAAAGAACAACGCAGCGGACCUGAAGGCUGCCGCCUCGCCCAAGUGUCACGGACGAUCUCCCCCCUCCAGCCAUAAGUACCACAAGCAGGGCGACGCAGAUCACACCCAGCACCGAGACAGCCACGGGAGGUCGCAGCGCGUGUACAAGUGGAGUUUCCAGAUGUCUGAUCUGGAAAAGAUGAGCAGCCUGGAGAGGAUUUCCUUCCUUCAGGAGAAGCUGCAGGACAUCAGGAACCACUACCUGUCCCUCAAGUCUGAGGUGGCCUCCAUCGACAGGCGGCGAAAACGCAUGAAGAAGAAGGAGCGAGAAAGCACAGUGGCCGCUUCCUCCUCCUCCUCCUCUUCCUCGUCGCCUUCGUCCAGCUCGCUGACGGCGGCGGUCAUGCUGACGCUGGCCGACCCGCCGGUGUCAUCCUCAUCCUCCUCAUCUCAGAACUCCGGGGUCUCGGUGGAGUGCAGGUGACAGGACGACGCAGCGAGCGAGCCGCUGCACUGAGCACUUAACCAGCACCCCGGGGUCCCGGCGCCCCCCGUUCCCUUUCAACAGGAUGGACGAGCGAACCAACCUACUGUAACUACUGGGACACAAAGACCAGACCAGAGACAAAGCAAAACAAGAAACAAGCACUAUUUUUUACUGACAACUGUUUCCUUGGCAAGCUAAUGGCACUUAAGUGCACUUUUAUGAAGAUUGUGUAGGGCGAUGAAAUUUGUCAAGAAAAAAAAUAUUCAUAAUUGUCUUUUUUGCUCUUCUUAAUUGGAACAUUUACAAGAAUUGUUGUUGUUUUGGUUUUUUUUUUGCAAGCAAUAAUUGUUUCCAUUUGAUAAAAUUGUAUUGGUGAGGGAUGAUUUCCAAUGAAGAGUCCUCACAGAUCAUCGAGGUACCGCUUGUGCUCGCCGUGUUUUUACGGGGAUUUGGGAGAAACACUGCCACAUUGGCACUAAGGGCACACCAUCAGUAACUUUGCCACGUUUCUCUGUCCGCACUCAUUUAAAGAAAGUGACGACGCUCUCGUCGCCUGCUGCUCGCUUGUUUCCGAGUGGCGUCGGUGGUGGCGGGGUUGGGUUUCAGACCAUCGUAAGUCCGCCGAAAGCCUCGGCGGGUGAGUAUGGAAUGAUACUGUAGUGCCUUUUUGUUCUUCUCCACGGGGCACUUUGAGAAAGGACAGCACUUUUAUAAAUUCCUGAUCCUCUUCUCAAAUCUGAGGGUCCACCAGAACAACGUGUCCCUUUAUUAAAAAAAAAAAACAUAAAUAAAUGAAUGAAUUAAAGAAAAAAAAAGACUGUAGAAUGCUGUAUGAGUGAUCAGGCAGAGAAGGGCUAAGUCUGAACGGGAAUGAUGGAUGUUAGCAGCGUUUGGGUUUGUAUAAGACGUGUAAAAGCAGAACUCAGAUACUGGACCACAUGUAACCUGCUACUGAGGACUCCUCCAGCGUCGGGUAUCACUGUUGAGUCUGGUAGUAUCAAAUGUGCAAUGAUGGGGGCGGAAAAUGCAAUGGUCACAUUAUUUAUGUUCGUCAUCCUUUUUUGAGAAGCCCAUCUGCUCGGUUUCGUUGUGUUUUCCAUCUCCCGUGUGACCCCCCCCCCCCCCUGCUGCUGUCGUCCUCGCCGACGAGGCGCAUCUGCAACAGGAUCAAGUUAACUCGAAGGCUUCACAGCUCGCAGUCGGCACUGCUGCUGAAUCCCCUCAUCUGCAGUCUGUCACGCAACACAGAUUUAUUGAAUCUAGUAUAGUUUUGCUUCAAUGAAUUAAGCGACACAUAGUUUUUGUUUUUUUUUGUUUUUUUUAAGGAUGGCGUCUCUUUCUGGUCAUUUUCACGAUCAGAAGGGAAAACCUCUCCGUCUCACUCUCAUCCCUACCAAAUAGUGUUUGGUUCUGUUUUCCUGUACUAUGACCAGAAUAAAGGUAGAGAUAUUGUAAAUGUGCAUUUAUAUCAUAAAAGUGACGUAUGUGUAUACAUUUCUGAAGACAUCUCCAGUGUUUCCUUUGUAUAGACCCCCUACUGUAUGAUAAUCUGAAGCUAUGUUUUGUUCGGCACCUGUAUGUAAUUGUAUGCUUUUGUUAUACAUUUGUAUAUCAAGAAGUGUUUUGAGUCGAGCUAUUUAAUAUCUUGCACUGUUAAUAACAUGUACUUUUCUGUACAGACAGUUUUACAGUUUUAACUGUAGUUUGAGUGUAAAUAUUGUGGGUUACAGCAUGUUUGUUCUCCCCCAUUUCAGUCUCUUUUUCUUUGACUUUAUGUUCGGAUCCUCUUUAAUCAGUUUAUUUCUUUCCUUUUUAUUUCAUGUUCGCUUUAGUUUUUACCCUCUUGUUUUUCUAUAGCUUGUACUUGUAAGAGAAGAAUGGUGUUUUUUUUGUUUUUGUUUUGUUUUUUUUGGACGCAACAGAACUAUUUUCCAACCUGUACAUGGCCUGAAGCUUCAGCUGUAUGAACCUGUAUAUGGAAAACAGUCUGCAUCAUAGAUUCAGAGAAAGCAAAGCAAUGGAGCUUGUUGAAAAAUGCUCAAUAGUAUUUAUUAGGCUCAUCUGAUGAUGGUCAUUGUGUAAUUUAUUGUAAAAAUGUAAGCAAAGCAGAAGCCUCUGUUUGAAAUAAAUGCCAUAGUUUGUGAAGUA
Molecule: messenger RNA, 6299 nt
Organism: Salarias fasciatus (jewelled blenny)
Lineage: Eukaryota; Metazoa; Chordata; Actinopteri; Blenniiformes; Blenniidae
Gene: arid4b
Product: AT-rich interaction domain 4B
Exons: 24
Coding region: 240-4148 (1302 amino acids)
Biological process (GO): regulation of transcription by RNA polymerase II
Cellular component (GO): nucleus
Molecular function (GO): transcription cis-regulatory region binding
Source: RefSeq, a predicted model, not a curated record